Molecule: messenger RNA, 2730 nt
Organism: Lodderomyces margitis
Lineage: Eukaryota; Fungi; Ascomycota; Pichiomycetes; Serinales; Debaryomycetaceae
Exons: 1
Coding region: 1-2730 (909 amino acids)
Biological process (GO): rRNA processing
Cellular component (GO): nucleolus; small-subunit processome
Source: RefSeq, a predicted model, not a curated record
AUGGCAAAGAAGAGCAAAGGAGUGAAAAAGAGUGGCAAGAAUAGAAGCUCGAGAAAGAUAAUCGACGCAUACCAAAUUGCCGAGAGACAAGAGAGAAAGAGUAAUCCUCGCGAUUUUGAUGACGAUGAAUCAGAUAAUGAUGUUCCAUUUGAAGAAGGUAUAUUGGAUGCAAGAAAGUUUCUACAAGAUGGGCAACAAGAUGAAGAUUUAUUGGAUGAGGAUAUUGAUUCCGAUGAAGCGUUGGCAAGUGAUGACGAUUAUGAUGUUUUGAAUAGUAAGUUUUCACAAACGAUACGAGACAAAGCAAAGAGGAGGAAAUUGGGACAAGAUAGUGACAGUGACCUCGAUGAUGAGGAUGAGGAGUAUGAUAGUAUUGAUGAGGGACAGUUAGUUACAUUAUCGGAAGCCUGGGAUAUGGACGAUCGUGAUCUUGCCCAAGUUAAGGGAAGCAAGGACUCAAAUGAGUUGGUGCUUAAUGACGAUUGGGUGUCAGAGAGCUCUUCUAGUGGCGAAGAAGAUGACGAUGAUGAGGAAGAUGGUGAAGAUGAUGAAGGAGUGGAAGAAGAUUGGGGUGAUACGACAAAAGCAUCCACAUCCGAUCUGGAUUCUGGAUCAGAGGAGGGUGAAUCUGAAGAAGAAGAUGUAUUUGCCCAUGAAUCAGAUGAUGACAAUGAGGGGGUUGAUUUAGUGAAAACAACAGGAAUGUUGAAUAGGGAACUAGAAACGUCCAAACCGAAGGAGCGUAAGAAAUUUAUUGCUGAAACUCGUGCUGAGAAUGAAUUUAGUGUGCCGUCAAACGGCCAAAAAUUAUCAUUAUCCGAUAUGAUGAAGGACGUUAGCGGUGUCGAUAAUAUUCUCAUUGAUCAAGACGCUAAAGCGGUUGCUACACCAUUACCUAAACGUAUUCAGCAAAGAAAUGAUCGUGGUGCUGCUUAUGACUUAGCCAAAAAGGAAGUUAGUAAAUGGAGUGAUACUGUACAGCAAAACAGACAAGCUGAAGUGUUGAAGUUUCCCAUGCAGCAACCAGACCAAAUUAAUGAUUCAGUCUUGACAUUUAGAGCUGAUAAUCAUGUGCCCACAACGAGCUUAGAGAAAAAGGUUAAUGAUUUGCUUACUCAGUCAGCGUUGGUUGACGACAAAAAGGAAGCUACAUUUGAAGAAAUCGCCAUGGCCAAAAUGUCACCCGAGGAAAUGCGUAAACGUACCAACGAGUUAAAACUCAUGAGGGAAUUGAUGUUUAGAGAUGAACGUAGAGCAAAAAGAUUGAAAAAGAUCAAGUCAAAACAAUAUCACAAGAUUAAAAAGAGAGAAAGAUUGAGAAAUCAAGAGUUGGGUGACGAGGUAGAAGAUGUUGGUGACGAAGGAGAAGAUCAUGACAUGGAAAGGGCUAAAGAGAGAAUGAGUUUGAAACAUAAGACUCAGCUGAAAUGGGCGCAAUCAAUGAUCAAGAGUGGAUUGUCGAAAGACGCGUCAAACAGAGAGGAGUUGGAAGAGAUGUUGAGACAGGGGGAACGCUUAAGAGAGAAGCAAUUGGGCCGAAGAGGGGGUGAUGGUGGUGAUGAUGACGAUGAAGGAUUCUACAGUGAUGACAAUUUAGAUCGACUCGAGCGUGAGUAUGUUAAAGAUGGUGACGAUGUAGAUAGAAGCAAGAUUGGAAAGGGAGUAAUGGCGAUGGAUUUUAUGAAGAAUGCCGAGAAGAGGAAAAAAGAAGAGAAUUUAAAACAAAUUGAACAAUUGAGAAGAUUGGAGAGUGGUGAAGAUACGGGGAUCGAUUUAUUUGAACAAGACAAUGGGUUGGUUAAUGUGAAGAAAAAUACUGGUAGACGGGUGUACAAUGCAGCAGCAAUUGAUGACAGUGAUCUAAAUGAAGAUAUUAUGAACCAAGUUGAGGAUGAUAAUGCCAAGUCUUUACAAUCCAAGAUUAAUAAAGUGCAAGUUGUGGAGGAAAAUCAAAACCAAGGACAAAACGGUAAAGCUGAAGUUGAGAAAGUUCAAGUUGAUGAAUCGAAUCCUUGGCUUGCAUCUACUACAGCUAGUACGAAUAAUUUAGAAGCAAGACAAAAGUCGAGUAAAAUUACCACAAUGAUUGAUGAAAAUUCAUCCAAGCUUGCUAAAGCGGCCGCCAAGAUUGCCAAACGUAAGCAGAAAAAUCAUAACGAUACUGAAUCAUUAAUUGAUGUCAAUAAUACGCUAGCAAUUGCCGACAUUCACAAGGAUGACGGAUCCGAUGAUGGAGAAGAAAUCGAUAUCGAUUCGGUGCCAACAAUGUUUAAGCAAAAGGAUUUAAUCAAAGAAGCAUUUGUAGGUGAUGAUGUAACUAGUGAAUUUCAACUGGAAAAGAAACGAAUGAUUGAAGACGAGGAUGAUAAAGAGGAGGAUGUAACAUUACCAGGAUGGGGUGAUUGGACAGGCGGUAGUGGAGGCGCCAAGUCCAACAAGAAGAAGCGGAAAUUCAUUCGUAAAAUCGAUGGCGUGACGCAACGCGAUAAACGUAAAGAUAAAAACUUAUCCAAUGUCAUAAUCAAUGAGAAGUUGAACAAGAAGAUUCUCAAAUAUCAGUCGUCGGAUGUUCCAUAUCCAUUUGAAACUAGAGAACAGUAUGAACAAUCGUUACGAAUGCCCUUGGGACAAGAAUGGACCAGUCGAGAAACCCACCAGAAAUUAACCAUGCCUAGAGUGAUUACCAAGCAAGGUGUUGUUAUUGAUCCAUUAAAAGCUCCGUUUAAGUAA